Molecule: messenger RNA, 399 nt
Organism: Carassius carassius (crucian carp)
Lineage: Eukaryota; Metazoa; Chordata; Actinopteri; Cypriniformes; Cyprinidae
Product: guanine nucleotide exchange factor DBS-like
Exons: 3
Coding region: 76-399 (107 amino acids)
Biological process (GO): dendrite development
Cellular component (GO): cytoplasm
Molecular function (GO): guanyl-nucleotide exchange factor activity
Source: RefSeq, a predicted model, not a curated record
GGCCCAGAGUCAAGUCACUCCUCUCUGGGAACAGCCUCUGAUGGCUCUGCCUCUCCUCAGGAGCCUGAGAAAGAUAUGGAGGGCUAUUACAACCUUUUGCAGGCAGGCUCAGAGCUGGAGAACACGCUGCAUCAGGUCACGGUCCCUGUGAGUAUGCAGGAAGUGGCCGGCUACAUUGAGAAACAAGUGGCCUAUUUAUCAGGGGGACGUGGUGAGGACUCUAGUGUCAUCAUCACUCUCCCAGAAUGCUCUGCUUUCAGUGACAUUCCUGAAGAAGCUCUGGCCAAAGUUCUUUCAUACCUCACACUGAUCCCGAGGUUUGUGUCUAAUAUAAAGAAGCCUCUCCAUCUCACUGCAUUGCAGUACAGCAACAGUCCCUUAUGUAUUCUCUUCACAUAA